Molecule: messenger RNA, 908 nt
Organism: Anastrepha obliqua
Lineage: Eukaryota; Metazoa; Arthropoda; Insecta; Diptera; Tephritidae
Gene: Spc25
Product: kinetochore protein Spc25
Exons: 3
Coding region: 111-737 (208 amino acids)
Source: RefSeq, a predicted model, not a curated record
UCUAUGGUCAGACUUGACAUGUUUGAAUUGUUUUGUUUUAACGACGUGUUUUAAUGUAAACUAUUUUACUCAAAUGUUAUGUUUGGCUCAAUUUCACAAAUUGCACAAAAAUGAUUAAAUACGAAUACGCAAAACGCAUCAAAGCGAUGAUCAAUCGCGAAAUCGGAUUAGAGCGCCGUGAGCUCGCACUAUGCAAAUUAGGUUCUAAGUAUCACGAGCAACUAGAAAAGUGCGAAAUUCGUUACGCCGAACAAAGUAUGGAGUACUACCGAAUCAAUAAAAAGAUGCAAGAGCUACGUAUGAAUAAUGAGCGAAUCAAUAAAAAGGUGCAAGAGCUACGUAUGAAUAAUGAGCAGCUGGAAGUGAGGAUGCGAAAUGUCCGAGCACGUAUGUUGGAAGUUGAAGCUUCUGCGCAACGGCGCUUGACUGAAACAGUAACCAAUCGUCUUCAGCUAAUAAAUCAGUUAGAUGAGAUACAUUCUUUGAAAUUAGCCACCAAUACAUAUAUCAACUUGAGUGCUCUUCCCGAACGAAUACAAGGGGUAUCAGUGCAAGAGACAGCAGAUAGUAGCAGUUGGCGUCCGUUCUGCGUUGAGGCGCUUAGUCAUACACCAGAAGAACUACAACAUAUUAUAUGGGGCAAUUCAGAAAAUGCGGCAGCCUAUAGUAAAAGAUGGGAGGAGCUGGUAUUUCGUUCGGUGCGUGAACUGAUGCGAAAUAUGACUAAGGGCAGCUAGUUUUUAAUAAUUUUAGUUAUAUAAUAUUUAUGUUUAAGUUUUUUAUAUUACGAGUAUAUUUAGUUUGUUUUCUCAUAUGAUGAUCCUAAGUAUUUAAUGUAGUAAAACAAAUUUCAACUAAUUAAAUGAUUUUAUUCGGGAAUAAACGCGGUACAAAACUGCGCAAUCGAA